Leptinotarsa decemlineata (Colorado potato beetle) is the source of this 1382-nucleotide messenger RNA. RefSeq lists its product as uncharacterized. The record is from RefSeq and is a predicted model, not a curated record. NCBI's taxonomy places the organism in Eukaryota, Metazoa, Arthropoda, Insecta, Coleoptera, Chrysomelidae.
ACAGGCUUAUUUAUCAGUUCGUUUUCGAUAGAAUAGAGUUGAUAUCCUCUGUGAGUUUCUUUCUUGAAAAUGGAAACUUUUCACAGACUUAGAGCUAAAUUUCUAGCAUCAUCUACUUUCCAUACAAUGAAACGGCAUGAGAUUUCAGAUAUUCCAGGGAUUCAUCUUCCCUACUUAGUAUGCUUGCUUCAAACUGCUGGAUAUCACCUCACCAAAGUGGACUGCGUGAAUCCAAACGAAAUGAUUCGAAAAGGGACCAACAUCGUUUUGAGUUGUGGAUAUUCUGGUCAAAGAUGUUUUUUAAACUAUCCUGCAGAGAAUGACACCUGUAACUGCUUCAUCAAAGGGGAGAAUUCGAAGGAUUUUUUUCUGGAAGCUGUGUCUCGCGGAAAUAAGGAAGAGCGAUGGUUAGUGGACGAAAAUGCAUCCAAGUACUGCCUGCCGUUUGUAUCAGAUGACCUCAAAUUGUUGUGCAAAACGGUCAUUAUGGAACUAGUAUCAAUGAUAAAAGAAAAUUAUACAAAACUAAGUGGCUCAAAUGUGGAUACGAAACAAACACAAAACGUCAACAUUAUGAAUAAGAUGGAAAACACAUCCAGCACCACUAAACUGGUUUCGAGUGUGUCUGAGAGCACUCGUGAGUACAGAAGCUCGACAUUUGCGCAAUCAGAAAUUUCUAGAGAUUCAUCUAUGAAUGUGGAAAAAAGCAGCUUGGAGACCAAAACUGAAUAUAAAAAGGAAUCUUUCAAGAUGUCUACGGUUUGCAGCGAAGUUUCUGUUCAGUCCGAGUCUACAACCCAAAUUUCCAAUCCGGAACCAAAGUCUUCGAAACCAUCUCCUCUUCCAAUUAAAAACGUUCGAAAUGCUGGAAGCGAAAAAAAAAUUAGCAUGAUUCCCAAAACGAAACUCGGUGCCAAAACAAAAUCUGCCAUCAAUUUGAAUGUUCUUACCACAUCUAAAGGUCAGCAGUCACGGUUAUCCAUACCUAAUUCAAAAUCAACUUCAAAUUUGUCGGCCAACCCUGGUGCCAGUAACAGCAGCAAAUACACAAAUUCUCAGCUGAAAGUUCUCACUACAAAAGUGACAAGUUCCAUUGUAAAUGCGAAAAAUGUAUCUAUAGAAAGAAAUCCACAAAGUGUAACCAAGAAUGUCAGUAAUUCAGCAAUCCCAAAAACCACCAGUUUGAAAAACUCUACGCCGAAACCAGUAGUGAAAGGUUCAACUGCUGUGGCUUCCCAAAAUAAGAAAGUUACACCGAUUUCGAAACCAGGAACCUGUUCUUCCAAAAAAUAAAUAGUAGCAGUUUGGAAUUCUUAAAAAAAAUGUGAAAAAAUUGAAUAUUCUUACAUAAAUACUGGUACCAAAUAAAUAAGUUAAGUAGA